This is a messenger RNA of Beta vulgaris subsp. vulgaris (sugar beet), 393 nucleotides long. RefSeq names its product probable LRR receptor-like serine/threonine-protein kinase At1g12460. The coding region runs from base 1 to 393 and encodes 130 amino acids. The record is from RefSeq and is a predicted model, not a curated record. Gene Ontology annotation, molecular function: protein binding. NCBI's taxonomy places the organism in Eukaryota, Viridiplantae, Streptophyta, Magnoliopsida, Caryophyllales, Amaranthaceae. The transcript has 2 exons.
AUGAAAUUGAAUCCUCAAUGGAUUGAAUUGGAUUUGGAAAAGUAUCAAUUCAUGAUUGUGUUCACUUGUAAAACUUGCAAUAGAUUUACUGGAAAUAUCCCAGAAGAGUAUGGAAAGAUUAAGUCUUUGUGGAAGUUGAAUUUGAGUUCUAAUGCCCUUUCUGGGUCAAUCCCAGAAUUUAUUGGGCAAUUGAAAAAUCUGAGGUUUUUGGAUUUGUGUAAAAAUGGGUUUUCAGGGGAAAUUCCACCCACAUUAUUUGAUAGUUGUGGCAAAAUGAAGUUCAUUUCUCUAUCAAGCAACAAUCUUACUGGUUCAAUUCCUGAUUCUGUGAUCAAUUGCACAAAUCUUAUUGGUUUUGAUGCUUCCUACAAUGUGCUUGGUGGUAAUAUGUAA